AUGCCACUCCAGAAAUUAUCCUCAUUAUGUGAGAAUAUCUUGAUACAAAAUUAUCAACAAUUAUCAUAUCUUGGUGAUACAAGAUAUGAAUUAAUUAAAAAAGUUUUAGGUAGAUUUAAUUCUCAACAAUUGAUGGAUUUGGAAAGAAAAAAUCCUAAAUUAUUAUUAGAUGAUGAAGAAACUUGGUUUAAUUUAGUUAAAAAGGAAUUCCCACAGGAUUUAUCAACAAGAUUUACAACAAAUUAUGAAAAAAUUAAAAAUUUUUAUCGUUUCCAAUUAGAUGAAUUAAAUUUUAAUUAUAAUGAAGAAAUAAAUUUAGAUAAUUAUAUUCAUAUUGAAAAAAUUGAUGAAAGUAAUAUACCAAAAUAUAAAUUACCUUCAAAAUUAUUAUAUUUAAAAUAUAAACAAGAUUAUAUUAAAAAAGAAGAAUUAGCUAUAGUUAAUUUAAGAAAUCGUAUGGCAAAAUUAUCAAAAGAUAAACAAGAAACAAAAAUCAUUCAUAUUGAUGAUGUUAUUGAACCAAUACCAAGUACUAAGAAAAAGCUAAAGAAACAAUUACCAGAACGUUCAAAAUUAUUUAUGAAAUCUGUUAAUGAAAUUAAAUAUAGAAAUUCAUUAUUUAAGAAUCCUUUAGGUGGUGAUGAAAAACCAAUUAUUAGAGCACCAAAAUCAACACCAUUUAAUACACCAAAGAGUUCAAUAAUAAGGACAUCUACACCAAGCUUUAACCAACCAACAUCAACAUCAACAGCUCCAAGUAUACCAACAUCAAACCUCAAACCAAGUCCAAAACCAAAUCCAAUACGACCUUCACCACCUAAACCAAAAAAAUCAUCAAUAUUUAAUAUAUCAAGAAGACCAAGAAAGCAUAGAUUAGAUCAAUCGCCAAAACCAUCACCACCAACGCCACUAGAACCACAACAACAAUCACCACCACGUAAAAAGAUCAAUAUUAAUGAAUAUAAAUCAAGAAAAUUGUGA
Messenger RNA from Hansenula ciferrii, 981 nucleotides. It is a transcript of the gene ELA1, whose product is annotated as elongin A. The transcript has a single exon. NCBI's taxonomy places the organism in Eukaryota, Fungi, Ascomycota, Saccharomycetes, Phaffomycetales, Wickerhamomycetaceae. Gene Ontology annotation, cellular component: nucleus; elongin complex. The record is from RefSeq and is a predicted model, not a curated record. The coding region runs from base 1 to 981 and encodes 326 amino acids. Gene Ontology annotation, biological process: transcription elongation by RNA polymerase II.